Galendromus occidentalis (western predatory mite) is the source of this 1218-nucleotide messenger RNA. RefSeq lists its product as uncharacterized. NCBI's taxonomy places the organism in Eukaryota, Metazoa, Arthropoda, Arachnida, Mesostigmata, Phytoseiidae. Bases 1 to 1218 code for a protein of 405 amino acids. The record is from RefSeq and is a predicted model, not a curated record. The transcript is spliced from 4 exons.
AUGUCAAAGCGCGCGACUACUCGGGUCGACCCACGCACUCAUCAGUUCACUCAGGUGUCGGACGAGGUCAAAUGGUACGACCACAUCUUCGUCGCACCUCAGGUAUCCCUGUCCGUGUUCGGCAUACACAUAGUACCGGUCCAGCGGAAGAACAGAGCUCUCAGCUUGAUGUGGCGCAGCCUGCUCACUAUCGUUGUGGCGUCUCUUCUGAUCGUGUUCCUCACCGAAAACAUAAUCGCUGUUUCUUGGGGCCUGAACGCGUGGCGUCACAUAAAAUGGCUGACAAGCAGCGCGACGGCACUUUUCACCUUUUUCUACAUCCGAAUCAGAAUCACUAAGGUGCGCCAGCUGGUCGACUUCUACACGAUCAAUUACAACUCGUGGAGGUCUACGGAGAAACGCUCCAUACGAUUGAAUAUCAGCUACAUGAUACCUCUUCUGUGGUGCGUCGUCUUGGCCGCGGGCAUCGAUUUCGCGGCGUACGCUCGGUCGGACUACGUCGAAUAUUUCCUCGUGCUCAAAAUGCAUAGAGAUACACCGCACGUUGAGAUACUCGAAACCGUGGAAAGUCUCGUGCGGAUGACGGUGAUCCACGGGUGCAUCAAUUUCGUGGCGUUCUUGUACGGAACAUUGCUCGGCAUGAUCAUCGGCAAUAUCGGCCACUUGAACAUGUGGAUGCGAUCUCAGGAGGUCUCCGAGCUGGAAGACAACGCCUCCACAACAUCUCUGACUCAACUCCGCAACCUCUUCCAUCAUCAAGAACUCAACCUCCGGGAAGUGGACAGUGUAUUCUCGCCCGUGCUCGCUAUCUGGUAUCUGAUGUGCAUUAUUAACGUAAUUGCGGAUAUACAUAUGAGUUUUGAGGGCUCGUUCCCAGGCAGUCACGCGGGCCGCAUCGCAUUCAACCUCUUCAUGGACGGCUUCCCGUGGUGGGCUAUCAUUUGGGCCACCACCGGAGCUGCGGAAGGCAUUCAGAACGAGUAUCACAAUUUCGUUCAGCAGAUGGAGCAGACGCUCCUGGCGCUCGGAGCAAAGAACCCCCAGGCUCCGGUUACCCGACCCGUGCUCUCCGUUUUGGUUUUACUCCAGCGAACAUCGAUAGUCUUUCCGAGAAUAACUCUCGCGGGCUGGAUCACAGUACGACGACGACUGCUACUCCAUCUCAUUUCGUUCUUUUCGGUGUAUAUAGCUAUCUUAUCAAUGCGAAGAAAAUCGUGA